Molecule: messenger RNA, 4964 nt
Organism: Medioppia subpectinata
Lineage: Eukaryota; Metazoa; Arthropoda; Arachnida; Sarcoptiformes; Oppiidae
Source: the annotation of a GenBank genome assembly
AUGGGUCGCGAGUUUGCGAUCAUAUUAUCGCUGUUUAUAUUGAUUUAUAGCGACUCUUGUCUGUCGUUUGUCCGCAAAUGUGAUAACGAGAGCAACGAUUCGGUCAACGGUUGCGACGACAGCGCCGACGACCGCACCGUCGAUGCCAUCGACGCCUCGGAUGGCUGUAGGGGUGGACCGAACACAAGCCGUGACCGACACUGUUAUGCCGAGUGUCUGUCGCGCGGACUCGUGUUGAACGCCACCAAAGGCUGGUUCGGCACUCACGGCAGUCAACACCUGACCGCCGGUUCGCCGCACUAUUGUCUCUGGAUUUUGACAACACAUCCAAAUCUGGACGCAUCCGUUGUCUACGCGAAGGCCAACACCCGAUCCAACGCCAGACAGACGGCGACCGCGAGUCCGCCGCCCAUCAGUCUGACCAUCGAAAGAGAUAUGCGGGUCGAGUGUCCCGACGCUAACAUUCAGGUGUUUGACGGCGUGCCUGAGUUCGUGGCGUCCGGCGCUCACAGCAAGAAACUGGGCUUUUAUUGCGGAACAGAUCUCAAACAAGACAUCCAUUUAGUGGCCACUUCGGGUUUUUUGACCGUAUUCUUCGAGCGCCACGACCCUCACCAGGGCUUCAACGCCUCCUACACUCGCCUCGACUGUCAGUUCUGUCCCGCGUUUAAGAGCCGCGAAUGCGUUGACAAUCAGUGCGUUUGCGCCGACAAUAAGAUCGGAUCCAAUUGUGAUGUGAAUAUCUGUCCAAACAAUUGCUCGGCGGCCGAGAAUCAGGGCACUUGCGAUGCCAUUAAUGGUCGCUGCGUUUGUAUGCCAUUGUACGGCGAAGAGGACUGUUCCCAAUACAUGUCUGCGCCCACCAAUCGACUCAUUUGGUCGACAUUAUUCAACUGUGAGGCCACUAAACCAUUUCUGCCGACACUAUCGAUGUAUUUGCCGCGAAUGGGACACACGUUGGAGAGCACCGAAUCGUCUCUUUGGCUGUUUGGCGGCUAUUCCAGUAUCAGAGGACAGUUGGGAGACAUGUUUCGAUUCAAUCUGAUCUCUUCGCGUUGGGAAGAGAUCAGCUCUAAUGGCAAACCAGACAAAGACAGUCCCCGCUCUGGUCAGCCACAGGCGCGACAUUUUCACGCCACAGCCAUAUCGGGUCAUUGGAUCUACUUAUACGGUGGGCUAAGUCAAGUGCACGGAGUUUUGGCCGACUUUUGGCGCUUUCAUACGUCGGAUAUGAGUUGGAAUAAGUUGGAGACCAUCGAAGAACUGCCACCACUGGCCGCACACACACUCACCGCUACUGACAAUAAACUGAUACUUAUUGGUGGCUAUUCUCCGGAAUACGGUUUCCUCGAGAAGACCUUUGAAUAUAAUAUAAUUGAAGACAAGUGGAGAGUAUUGAACACGAGUGGCGUACGGCCUGUGGGUCUGUACGGCCACAGCGCUGUCUAUCAUUCCCAGUCCAACACUAUAUAUGUUUUCGGAGGCGUUGUCUACGAUAUGGAUAAGACAUCGAUAUCGGGUGAUCUCUACGGGUUUGAUGUAAAUAAUAGUGUUUGGUAUCGAUUGCCAGCCGACGAACAGAUCAAUCCGAUUGACUCGAGACCCGAAUCCCGUUAUUUCCAUUCCUCGCUCUCCACUGAACUCUAUAUGAUUAUAAUCGGCGGCCGAAGUAAUGAUAGCAAUGCUAUCGUAAACUCGAUUUAUACAUAUAUCUAUCGCUGCAAUAAAUGGAUUUCUCUGCAAAUGAACUCAAUUCCAGUGAGCGGUCAGCCGCCCGACCCCGCGGUCGCCCUCUCGGCCACAAUACAAGACUAUAAUCUCUAUAUAUUUGGCGGAACUAAUGGCCAAACGAAUGGCAAUUUAUAUCGACUCUCUUUACCAAAAGAUUUGUGUCAACUCUUCUCACAUUCAAGACUCGGAUGUCUUCGACAUAUCGGGUGUUCUUAUUGUUCUGUUUAUGAGAACGGCUUAAACAAAACGUUUUGUUACUCUCAAGACUUAUCAAUACCUCAGAGCUGUUAUAACCCAAAGGGCGCUUCAGAAGUGGCUCAGGGAACCAGUUGUGGCUACGAAUUGCUUGAACGCCGCAGUUGUUAUCAAUACAAAACUUGUAUCGAUUGUGUGGCCAUUUGGCCGACGUAUGGGUCGAGCAAACAGGUGUGUCAGUGGUGUUCAAACUGUCAGAGCGGCCGAUGUAUCCCAAUCGGCGCCUCCUGUGAACGCGAACCCCAUUGUACUCUUCAGCCACGAGUGAUCACAUCCGGCCAAUUGUGUCCAUUGCGGUCCUGUUUGGCCAGCGAUUGUCAAAAGUGCGGUUCCAUUGGGGGCUGUAUGUGGACGAGACAAGUGUUGCGCUCAGAGUUGGGCCGCACUUUAAACGUCAAACCAAUCUUUGACUGGACUUGUGUUCAGAAUAUACCACAAGACGUGACAUCGAUUCUGGUUGAGUCUAUGCCUCCGCUCUCAUGUCCGGCCCGUUGUUCGCGAUUUACAAAUUGCAGCACUUGUUUAGAGAGCGCGGGCGGAGAGGGCGGCCAUCAUUCCUGCUCUUGGGCUCAAAACAUUAAUCAAUGCAUUUCACCGAGUUUUGUGCCCCUCAGGUGUGAGACCGGACUCUGCGGUAGUCUUGUGCUGAGCGGAUCAACGUCUCAAUGUCCCUUUACUUGUCAACAGUUAACCCAAUCAGCGCACUGUCUGUCGCGCCCCCACUGCGGGUGGUGUGCCUUCAAUGGAUCCGCUGUCGAUGGUAGAGGUAUUUGUAUGGAAGGACAGCUGUUUGGGCCAAUCGGUGGCAGUUGUAAGGCGGGACAGGUCGGCGUUUUUGGUCAGCCCUUGUCUGCACUCGAAUCCAAAUGGUUUGCACAAUCAGAAGGACCGCCACAAUGGGCUUAUUUACAGAGACCUAAAGAGAAUGAAUGUCUUAACGGACACAACACUUGCGAUGAGAGACAUGAAGAGUGUAUUGAUCUCGAGGAUGGCUUUACGUGUAGAUGUAAACCCGGAUAUGUAAUCGAUGGCAACCAGUGUAAGGCUACGUGCCAUCAGGGAUGCGUGUUUGGCACGUGUGUCGCACCCGAUGUCUGUCAAUGCAAUUUCGGUUACGUCGGGUCCAACUGUUCGCUAGCGUGUGAGUGCAACGGCCACAGCAAUUGUGCCGGAAUUAAUCGGUUGAGCGAUUGUCUGGAGUGUCAGAACCACACACAGGGAUCUCAGUGUCAGGAAUGCAAACCAUAUUAUGUCGGAAACCCUAUAAAUGCUGGCAAAUGUGUGUCGUGUCGGACGUAUUGUAACAAUCAUUCGGAUGUUUGCUUCGACCGCAAGAUAUACGACAAUUUCAAUUCGACCGGAAUUUUGCACGAAUUCAAUACUCAAGAAGACACGGAACGACUGGCCGGCCGUCCAUUAGUCCGCGGCUCGACUGCCGCUAUUUGUGUGAACUGUAAGCACAAUACGAAGGGAACGGAAUGCGAGUCCUGUAUUGACGGCUAUUUCCAAAACAACGCCGAGAGGAUCGGUGACGGGUGUCGGCGCUGUCACUGCAACGGCCACUCAGACACGUGUAACAAAGUGACCGGAGAGGACUGUCAGUGCGAUAAUAACACCGAAACUGACAGACAGUGUUCGCACAACAGCAGUAAGACAUCGUUGACUCCCUGUUGGCAAAUGCAGUGCUCGAAGUGUAAGGAGUACUUCUUAGGCGUCCCCACGAAUGGUCAUCAAUGCUAUCGACACAUGUUUUUGGACAAAGACUACUGCUUUGAUCCCAAAACACAGGAGGAAUGUAUUCGAAAGCCUUCUGGACUAUCAGUGGGUCGGACGGUGUUCUUCGCGGUUCAGCCGCGGUAUAUGAAUGUCGACAUCAGAAUCUUUGUGGACGUCACCAAAGGAGCGCUCGAUUUCUUUCUAUCGGCAAAAGAGGACACAUUUGUGGUCGAAGUGAACAAAACAAAUGGCAUUCAUUGGAUUUGGUUGGACAAGAAGUACACCUCACAGAACACAUACGGCAACAGUUUCGACGAUUUGGACAGCCUUUCGCUCAGAGACGUGAUGAACAGCAACUCGUCAUCGAGAGUGAGCUCAACGAAGCCACAGACGAGUGGACCGGCGCUGAAACUGCGCCACUCGUCGGCCAAUGAUCUGAUUUACUACUUAACGAUUACGGAUCCGAACGAAUUUCUUGUGAUAAGAAACCUGAGGAAUCGUUUAGUGAUUACAAUACCUCAAGAAGUUCAUGACCUGAGAAGUACUCGAUUUUAUAUGAUUUUAAAAGCAAUUCAAAGUCAAUACGAAAGCGGCGCCAAUGGAAGCGAUGACAAUAGUUAUGGCAAUAUAUUCUUCCGUCAAGACCAGAGUCGCAUCGAUUUGUUUGUCUUCUUCAGUGUCUUCUUCUCGUGCUUUUUCCUAUUCCUAUGCGUUUGUGUAAUGGUUUGGAAAGUCAAACAGGCGUUUGAUAUGAGACGCGCCCGACGUCUGCACGUGGCGGAGAUGAAGCACAUGGCCAGCAGACCCUUCGCCACUAUACUCCUCCAUAUGGACGGCUCGUCCGCCACCGACGACGUCGAGUUCGCCCUCUCCUCGCCAUCACAUCUUCUCAAAGAAGGAAACCCCAGAAAAUGCAGAGCAUUUCGAUUCAGAGGAAGCAUUUCGAGUCUGAAAGACUCGCCCAAAGCUCAGGUACAUCCGGAGCCGUUCGACAAGUACACCAUACGUCCGGUGGCCGUCGAGCCCACAGCCGACGGCGUGUCAGCGGUGGUCACAACUCUGGUUCAUCUUCCGGGCGGCAAAUCGGCGCCAAACCGCAUGUGUUUGGCCUCAACGCUGGUCUCAUUGCGUAACUCUCACCACAUAUUGAACGCCAACGCGAGUCACGGCUCCGGCAAUAAUAUGGGAAAAGCCGGCGUCGGAGCCGGCGUUUGGCGGACGGCCAUCAGAAGACGGCCACACUUUGCGUUCUAGUCUUCAGU